Candoia aspera is the source of this 4283-nucleotide messenger RNA. RefSeq names its product synaptotagmin 2 (gene SYT2). Gene Ontology annotation, biological process: calcium ion-regulated exocytosis of neurotransmitter; cellular response to calcium ion; regulation of calcium ion-dependent exocytosis. Lineage: Eukaryota; Metazoa; Chordata; Lepidosauria; Squamata; Candoiidae. Gene Ontology annotation, molecular function: calcium ion binding; syntaxin binding; phosphatidylserine binding. The record is from RefSeq and is a predicted model, not a curated record. Gene Ontology annotation, cellular component: dense core granule; synaptic vesicle membrane; exocytic vesicle.
AUGGGGAGGGGGAAGGACUGAGACAGCCCCUUCCCAAUUAAUGCAGAAGCUUUAUUCUAUUGAGUAACCUCUCAGCCAAUGAGACUGGAGCUCUGCAGAAUACAGUGAGGUACGGGAGCCCUGGAGGGGUGGGUGGGAAAAGCAACUGCAGCAUUUUUGAGAGACUGCCCUGUCGGCUUGAAGUCUUCAGCCCUAUCGGACAGUGCACGCACAUGGGUGUAUGUGCUGAUUCUCCACACCAUCAAGCACUCAAGUUGUGAUCCAGAUACUGACAUCAGACUGCUGAGUGCCUAAAAAGCAGUCAAGAUGACUUGGAACUUCUUCAAAAAACACCCCAAACCUGAACCCAUAAUAGCUGUUACUACAGGUGGUACGGUAUCUCCUACCACCACAGUGGCACCAGCAGUCUCACUGGAAAAUGCAACGCAGAUCUCAGGCCCAGUGGAGAGCACAGAGGAUACUUUUGCAAAAUUAAAAGACAAGUUCAUGAAUGAAAUAAAAAGUAUACCCUUGCCGCCAUGGGCCCUGAUUGCCAUUGCUGUUGUUGCCGGACUGUUGCUGCUGACCUGCUGCUUUUGCAUCUGCAAGAAAUGCUGUUGCAAGAAGAAGAAGAACAAGAAGGACAAAAAGGGGAUGAAAAAUGCUAUGAACAUGAAAGAUAUGAAAGGCCAGAACAAACAGGAUGAUGAUGAUGAUGGAGAUGGUGAUGAGGAGGGAGAAGAGGAAGAGGAAAAGGAACCAGAGAAUCUGGGCAAGCUGCAGUUCUCCCUAGAUUAUGAUUUCCAGGCUAACCAGCUCACAGUAGGAAUCCUCCAAGCAGCUGAACUCCCAGCAUUGGACAUGGGGGGUACGUCUGACCCUUAUGUCAAAGUCUUCCUACUUCCAGACAAGAAGAAGAAGUUUGAGACCAAAGUGCAAAAGAAGACCCUCAAUCCAACCUACAAUGAGACCUUUGUCUUUAAGAUUCCAUACCAGGAGCUUGGUGGGAAGACCUUGGUGAUGGCCAUCUAUGACUUUGACCGAUUUUCUAAGCAUGACAUCAUUGGAGAAGUCAAGGUGCCCAUGAAUACUGUGGACUUAGGACAACCCAUUGAAGAAUGGAGGGACCUAGAGAGUGCAGAAAAAGAGGAGCCAGAGAAACUGGGAGACAUCUGUAUCUCAUUACGAUAUGUUCCCACUGCUGGGAAACUGACUGUCUGCAUACUGGAGGCCAAGAAUUUGAAAAAGAUGGAUGUUGGAGGACUUUCUGAUCCCUACGUGAAAAUUCACCUCCUGCAGAAUGGCAAAAGGCUUAAGAAGAAGAAGACUACAGUCAAGAAGAAGACCCUGAACCCUUAUUUCAAUGAAUCUUUCAGCUUUGAGAUUCCAUUUGAGCAGAUACAGAAAGUGCAAGUUGUAAUUACUGUCCUGGAUUAUGACAAGCUGGGAAAGAACGAAGCUAUUGGAAAAGUUUUUGUUGGCAACAAUGCCACAGGCACAGAGCUCAGGCACUGGUCUGACAUGCUGGCCAACCCUCGCCGCCCCAUUGCCCAGUGGCACUCCCUGAAGCCUGAAGAAGAGGUGGAUGCAGCUCUCGGAAAAACAAAUAGGCAUCUCCAUCUUCCAACAUCACCUAAUGAACAUUCAGAGUGAUCCAGAGCUAUCAAUACCUCAGUUAGGCAACAUUUGGUUUUUUGUUCUCUUUUCUAAGCUGCAAUACCCUUUCUUUGAUGGCUACAAGGGAAUCCGAAUGAACUCAAGACCAUCCAGGAGGAAGUGCUUUCAAAGCAUGGUGGUUCCUUCCUUUCACAUUCUUCCAAGUGGUUGGUUUGCUGCAUGUUCCACCAUCUCUCUGCAUUGUUCUCUUCAAGUUUAGAGCAAGCUUUUUACUUGGGUCCUCCUGAGACCACCAUGAAUAACUGCACAAAAGAGCUUUGCUUUUGCUUGUUUUGGGAGUUUGCUCCUUAAACCAGACCUUUUAUUAUUGUGCUACAGGAUGAUACCAGAGCCUGACAAUGUGAGAUGACCAGAUACACUGUGCUUGCUUUGGAAAAAAGCCAGGUGCAUGAAAAGGAGCUCCUACCAAAACUGUAUUCAGUGAGGUUUGGCCAUUAGCCAUCCAGCAGGAAAACAGAAAGCAAUACUGGCAUCAGAACAUCUCUGAAGAUGUGGGUAGCUGGUGGAUUAACUCUCUGUAAUGAGAGGACUACGGUUUGGGGCAUGCAAGUUGCCAAAUGAUAAUGGCCCUGUAAUAGCUACAGCAUGUAAUGCAGUGGGUCUUCUCUUAACCUUGGAAUUCUCUGUUCUUAAUUAGAACAACGGAGUGGUACCAGAAGAUCAUUGGAGUAUGAAAUCUACAAAUGUAUGCUUCUGUGGAAGGCAGAGGGCAAAAAUGUUCCUUUUCUUGGAAAAAAACAUCAUGGGAUAUUUAUACAAGAGGUAGCCAGGCUUCACAAGCUAUCAAUUUAUGUGAAAAUUUCACCCUUUCAAAGGUAGUCACCUUAUUAGUAGCAGUGCCAAGCUUAGAUGCAUCAGAAAAAGCUAUGUCAAGAAUCUCAGGCAGCUUUGCAAGUCUGAAAAAAAAUGAUAGGCCUGGGUUGAUUUGCAAACAUUUGCUAUCAUGCCUUAUACUGCCAUUCAUCUUUUAAAAACACAAUAGACUAAAUCUGUUCAGAGCUAGAAAUUUCUUGUUGGAAUGUUUAUUUUUAUGUAUUUGGAACUGAAAGGUGUGAAGAAAGUGCUUGAGACUGAGGACUGUGUGUUUUUCUAAUGCUGAAGAGCAGGAUCUUUUAGAUGAGUGAUUGAAUAGAAAGAGCAGGAAGGUCCAUCUAGUGGCCAGUACAGUGCAAUAAGUAUCUUAAGGAAAUGGAAGAAUUCAGAAAGAAUUAGAACCAUCAGUUGGGGGCUUUCCUCCCCUGCCCAUCAUAUUUAAUUAAGGGAGCAAAGGGUGAGAAAUUAGUGGGAAAGUGAAUCCAUUCCAACCAAAGGACCAAAGAUACAUCAAAAGCAGCAGGGCCUUCUUCUCUUGUCUGGCUGCCAAAGCAUUCAUGAUUCCUUUGCUAAUCCCAGAGGGAUAAGCCAUAUUAUCUUUGUUACCUAGUGCUUGCACUGAUCUCUGAAACACCCCCCUCCCCCUGUUUCUUACGUGGUGCCAGAUACAGUUAUCUUGAACAUCUUAGCUCCCUUUUCAGACUGAUGGCAGUGGAAGGAGGUUAAGUGGGGGCUAUGAAGAAAGAUUUUGAAAUAAAGGCGUUUAAUAUUGAAUCAGUUAGGAGUUAAUGGAAAGGGGGUGAGACUUCAAAACAGGAGUAUGGGAAAGUUUGAGAGAGUACCUCUACUAUUGGUGACCAUUUCCUUGUAUUGCUUUUGUCUGGAAUGUCACUGGGGAACACCUGAUGGUUCUCAGCCACGUGGCUCGGGGCUGAUAGGAGGAAAAGAAUGGACUCCACUCAUGAGGCUGAGUGAGCAGAGCUCAGGCUUACUGAGUUGUACCUGAUUAGGGUAGGUUAUACUUACCCUGCCAGUGGUUGUGCAUAUGUGUGUGUAAGUAUUGGUAGGAUAGGAACAGAUUUUCAAACGAGACAGCUUUUAAGAGGAGAGGGAAAGAAGAAAUUUCAGGUUCCAGUAUGAUCAGUGGUUUUUCUGGCUGUAAUUAUCCCUCUUGUGUCUGGUCCCAAAUGCUAACGUUAACCCUCUGCCAGCAUUGCCUUCAAGGACUUUAGUUGCUUGGUCUUUAUGCUAGUUGUGUUCCCUGUGAGGGAUCAGGGCCUAACAAAAAGCAGGUUUGCUCAUACACAAAGCAUUCCAUUCUGCUUCCUCACUGAGUAGCACUUUAUAUUCAAAGAACUGUUUGUUUCUCACCUAGCUUGUUAAAAUUGAAAACUUACCCAUUAACAGUGAAGUAAUCGCUAUCAUUGCUGCACCAUUUAGACUGCAAAUAAGGACCAAAGUAAUCAAAUUACUGCUUGUACCUAAAAAGUAAACAAAUCCAAGUAAGAUCCCAUGUCUGAAGGUGAAGCCAGGAGGAUUUUUGAGUGUCCUUUGUGAGACCUUUUUCUUUCAAAGGAAAAGAAUUAAUGAAUAUAUAUAUGCGCACACACAAUUUGAGUUAAGACAGUUGAUCCUAGUUCUUCAAGUGUUUUAUGUCAAUAUAUUGCAGGCACUCCUUCAUUCUUUUCUGCCCAUUUCCAUCUGAUUAACUCACUGUAGAACUAGUGAGGAGGGAGAAACAUUGCCACUUUGUUAAAUGUUUUUCAAAUAAACUGCCUUGGUAUAUCUAAGCAAAGAGAGAAGGUGAAGGCUUU